Messenger RNA from Melanotaenia boesemani (Boeseman's rainbowfish), 2235 nucleotides. It is a transcript of the gene abi3a, whose product is annotated as ABI family, member 3a. NCBI's taxonomy places the organism in Eukaryota, Metazoa, Chordata, Actinopteri, Atheriniformes, Melanotaeniidae. Gene Ontology annotation, cellular component: lamellipodium. The transcript has 11 exons. The coding region runs from base 444 to 2015 and encodes 523 amino acids. Gene Ontology annotation, molecular function: SH3 domain binding. The record is from RefSeq and is a predicted model, not a curated record.
UGAUGACUACUGGUAGCAGGUAGCAUCAGAAGCACAUGAUUCUCCUGCUGGAGGGUUCUGGAGAAACCGGUUCAGACUGGUUUUACUGGUUUUACCUCCAGUUCUGAUUCAGCCUAAUGAUACGCCUUUCCACUCUUCCUGUUUGCUGUUUGACUGAAAGGAGACAAACAACCAGUUGCUUCCUCUGAUGGAAACACUUUGCGUUGAAGUGACUGACAAGAUGCUGGAAACGUGGAUGAGCUGCUAGAACCAUCAGCUACCGGUGCUACUGGUUUAACUGGUGGUACUGGUCCAGCUGCACUCAGCUGAUGUUGUCUGAUCUCAGAGAGCUGGUCUGGUCUUCCAGCAGUUCCUGAUCCUGGUCCAUGUUGUUCUCCUUACAGAUUUGAUUCUGGUUCUGGAUCCAACAAAGACCCAGUUUCUACAGCUUCUAAUCUUGGAUCAUGAAGGAAGAGAACUUCAACGCUGAAGUGGUAAAGCUUCUAGAGGAAGCUCCAAACGCCCGGAAAGCUCUGCAGGAAAACUACGCCAACCUGCUGGAGGUGGCCCAGUACUGCGACAAUAACUACAUACAGUCAGGUGAGGGCAGCAUGAAGGCACUGGAGGAAACGAAAAACUUUACCACCCAAUCACUGGCCAGUGUUGCCUACCAGAUCAGCACUCUGGCCAACAGCGUCCUGAGUUUGCUCAACGCUCAGACGAAUCAGCUUUGCCACAUGGAAUCAUCCAUCAACCUGAUUGGCCAGACUGUGGAGAUGCACAAAGAGAAGGUAUCUCGUAGGGAGAUUGGCGUCUUCACAGCGGUGAGACGAGUUCCUCGUGGCCACAAGAUUAUUCCUCCUACAGCCACACAGCCCCACCCACCUUACAGCCGCCUACCAAUCAACUACCAGCAGCUGGACGGGCUGGGCCACGGCAUGAAGGUCUCUGGGAAACAGCCGGACAGAACAGGAAUGAUCCGGAAGCACGGAGCCUCUGUCAGGUCCAACAAACCUCCAGAGCCGGUGCAGUGUCCAGUGGCGCCACCAGCUGGGGGGUCCAGCUUUGGAAAACCUGUAGCUCCGCCCACCCUGCCGUCCACCUUGCAGGCGCCACCUGAUUGUGACAUCAUCAAAACGUUGCUGGAAGAUGCCCCACCCCCUCCUCUGAUAGUGACUGAGGUGUCGGCUCAGAGUGAUGAGGUCAUCGACAUCUUAGCCCUGCCCCCUCCCCCUCCUCCUCCACCGCUUUCAUCCUCAGAGGCUCCAACCAAUCACAGUACUCCACCACCGGCUCCUCCCCUGAUUCCACCCGCCACUCUAGAGACAGUGGUAGAAGAGAACAGCUUUCCCCCUCCUUCCCCUCCCCCUCCCCCAGCUGAAGAUGACAGCUUCCUGCAGUUUUCCAAUGACAACUCAGAGCUGCUGACUCCGCCUCCUCCUCCUCCACCCAGCCAGGAAAUAGAUGUGGCUCUCCUGUCCAGGAGGAGUCGCCGCCGUCGCUCGCCUCCCACCACUCGCUCUGUCUCUCUAAGGGUCCGCUCAGGCCCCGCCUCCCGAUGCCGCUACACUCGCUCCCUCUUCCUGCCCGCUGUCCAAUCACUCAUGAUCCCCCCUCCUCCACCCUACCCUCCCCCAUGUGCCCCCUGUGGCCCCCCCUCCACUUCCUAUUCCUCCUUCGCCCUGCUUCCUCGCUCCUCCUCCUCGCCUCGGCUCUGCUUACCUGCUCAUCUGGAACACCUGGAUCUGGAUAUUCCAGCCCCGCCCCCUUCUCUGCUAUUGGAUGAUGAGGGAGGGUUUGAUGAAGUUAUGCCACCACUUCCUCCUCCAGUGGAUUACGACACCAAUGCACCCCCAGAGUACCUAGAAAAAGUGGUGGCGCUCUACAGCUAUGAUGGUAUGAAACCUGAUGACCUACCUUUUGUUGAGGGUGACAUCAUAUACCUGACCCAUCGCCAUGAUGACGGCUGGUGUGAAGGGGCCAUCAAUGGCAAGCAGGGCUUCUUCCCUAAAAACUACGUCCAGUCAUGUGGUUAGAUAAAGCCACACCCAUCUUUGUGUUGCCAUGGCGAUGUCAUGGAGUCUGCCUGUGUUCCCUUAAAGACUUAACUGUAUCAGCAUUUAUAGAUUUAUGCAACCCCUGGAGCAGGUAGAAGUCCCUGACGUCUGAUUAACCCUUUCAGCCUCAGAGUAAAUGCUUGCAGUAGACAUGACAUCUGUAAAUGAUGAAAAUAAAGUUUAAUCUUAAAGAUGCUAA